Molecule: messenger RNA, 1877 nt
Organism: Physcomitrium patens
Lineage: Eukaryota; Viridiplantae; Streptophyta; Bryopsida; Funariales; Funariaceae
Product: tubulin gamma chain
Biological process (GO): cytoplasmic microtubule organization; microtubule nucleation
Cellular component (GO): microtubule; gamma-tubulin complex
Molecular function (GO): GTP binding
Source: RefSeq, a predicted model, not a curated record
CUAAUCAGAAAUGGGAAUUUCCUAUAUGUGUAGUUUCAAAAGUAUCUUACACUUCAUUUUAUGUAAGUAACAAAAGGUGAUGCAUGAAGUGCAAAAACAAGCCACAAAUGACACAUGGGUUUCGUGAACAUCAGUUUGAAAGCCAACACACAAUACGAAGGAGCAGUGAGGACACUGGCAUUGAGUUUUGAGCAUUUGGGUUUUGAUAGUUUUUAGGUUUAUUUCGUGAGGAGAAGGAUCGUUGACAGUGGUGUCGGAAAGGCGGGUUUGACACUGGUUUGGUGAAGAUGCCGCGCGAGAUUAUUACUCUACAGGUGGGACAAUGCGGGAACCAGAUAGGAAUGGAGUUCUGGAAGCAGUUGUGCUUAGAGCACGGCAUCAGCAAAGACGGCAUUCUUGAGGACUUUGCCACUCAGGGGGGCGAUCGCAAAGAUGUGUUCUUCUACCAGGCUGACGAUGAACACUACAUUCCGAGGGCGUUGCUUAUUGACUUGGAGCCUCGGGUCAUUAAUAGUAUUCAGAACAGUGAGUAUCGAAAUCUUUACAAUCACGAGAAUGUGUUUGUCGCGGAUCAUGGUGGAGGAGCUGGAAAUAACUGGGCGAGUGGGUAUCAUCAGGGAGAGCAAGUGGAGGAAGAUAUCAUGGACAUGAUAGACAGGGAGGCCGAUGGAAGUGACAGCCUCGAGGGCUUUGUUCUUUGCCAUUCUAUUGCUGGAGGAACGGGUUCAGGGAUGGGUUCUUACCUCCUUGAAGCGCUUAACGACCGAUAUAGCAAGAAGCUGGUUCAAACUUACAGUGUCUUUCCAAAUCAAAUGGAAACCAGUGAUGUGGUUGUCCAACCCUACAAUUCUUUGCUUACUUUGAAACGUUUGACGUUGAACGCGGAUUGUGUUGUGGUUCUAGACAACACAGCCUUGAACCGUAUUGCUGUGGACCGGCUUCACAUCCCUAACCCGACGUUUGCUCAGACUAAUUCGCUUGUGUCUACCGUUAUGUCAGCUAGCACCACAACACUUCGUUACCCAGGUUACAUGAACAACGAUUUAGUUGGAUUAGUGGCUUCCUUAAUACCUACUCCACGCUGUCAUUUCCUUAUGACAGGGUACACGCCACUUACUGUAGAGCGCCAGGCUAAUGCUAUCCGGAAAACAACUGUUCUAGAUGUUAUGCGACGACUUCUUCAGGCUAAAAAUAUUAUGGUUUCGUCGUACGCAAGAACAAAGGAAGCGAGCCAGGCGAAAUACAUAUCCAUACUCAACAUCAUUCAGGGCGAAGUUGACCCCACUCAGGUUCACAAAAGUCUACAAAGAAUACGAGAAAGAAAGCUAGCUAACUUCAUUGAAUGGGGACCUGCAAGCAUUCAGGUGGCCUUAUCACGGAAGUCACCAUAUGUUCAAACUGCACACAGGGUUAGUGGUCUCAUGUUGGCGAGUCAUACCAGUAUCCGCCACCUUUUUAGCAAAUGUAUCAGCCAGUAUGAAAAGCUGAGAAAGAAACAAGCUUUUUUGGAUAACUAUCGCAAGUUUCCCAUGUUUGCUGAUAAUGACCUGUCGGAGUUUGAUGAGUCGAGAGAAAUUGUUCAAAACCUUGUGGAUGAGUACAAAGCAUGCGAAUCUGCUGAUUACAUCAAGUGGGGCAUGGAGGAUCGAGGUAAGCAGCUAUCUGGUGAAGGGAAUACGAGUGGGACCGUGGAUUCAAGAGUAGGUCCUCCAUAAAAGCCUCAUAUUAUUGUCUCAUUUUUGUAGCAUAUUAAGCCGAUGAAUAGAAGAAAAAAGUAAAUUAGGAGGUACCAAACUCUGUAAAUGCUCCUGGGUUUGAAUACACUUUACGUCUCACAUAUUCAAGGCAACGUUGCGCUCUAAAUUUCAUUGGAAGCA